GCGUGGUGCUUGGGCGUGGUGCUUGGGCGUGGUGCGUGAGCCUGAAGAACUCCGAUUCACUAGUCGUAGAUGACAAUUCACAAAUCCCACCCAUUCUUUCUCUUCUCCAUUUGAUUCUCUCUUCUAUAUCCGUCAAUUGAUCGGUACACCUAAGCUCAGACUCGAAGGAGUGAAGUCAAAAUCGGGAAAUAUGAGCAAUUUUCGAACUAUCUGCAGACCUCACACCAUCUUCUCUUCGAUGGCAUCUUGUUGCUGGGAUCGAGUUCAUUCGAGAUUUUCCCUUGAGAAGGCUACAUCAUUGGCACUUGAAUUACUUAAUGAGCUUAUUGGGGAGCUUAAAGUGAAGCCAUGCCCAGUUGUGCUUGCAUCUUUUUCUGAUGGUUCCAAAGCAUGCAUGUACAGAUUUCUUCAGAUAAUUGAGGGGAGAUGUGGAGAUUCGCUGAACUUGGAUGAGUAUCGAUUAGUCAGAGACUGUAUUUGUGGUCAUGUUUAUGAUUCAAGUCCUGUCGACUUCACUAGUGAUUAGGGGACCCGGUUUAUUCAAAACCCAUCUGUCCUAUCACGAAUAAUAAAUGGCAUGGCUUCCCGUUUGGAUACAUUUUUCCUCAGCAGGAUAGAAUCACAACGUAGAAUCGGGGUAUCAUCCGAUUGCAACACAAUCGAAGUGAAUCGGAAGGUGUAUGAGUUUAUUGCAGAGGAUAUCUCGCAUUAUCGAAAGACUGAAGUUUACAGAAUGGUGGAAGAGGUUGGACAGCAACUGAGGAUUGCGGGUUAUGAUGGAGAUGGAUUGGAUUUGCAUAGUGAAAAGUUGGCGAUUGUUUUUGGGUUUUUGUCGACUAAUCCUGGAUUGACAAUAAGAGUUGCGAAGAAUCUGGAUGUUUGUUCUUUCAAACCAACUUUCACUUUCAUUUAUGUCAAUUGGGACUUCAAUUUGUGGGACAUUUCUGGAAUGAUUCAAUAAAUUUAUGAAUUUAUAUUCAAUUUGUCAA
This is a messenger RNA of Impatiens glandulifera, 989 nucleotides long. RefSeq lists its product as uncharacterized. The coding region runs from base 191 to 526 and encodes 111 amino acids. The transcript is spliced from 5 exons. Lineage: Eukaryota; Viridiplantae; Streptophyta; Magnoliopsida; Ericales; Balsaminaceae. The record is from RefSeq and is a predicted model, not a curated record.